GUCAGGCCUCGGCCUGGUCAACUUUUAUUAUCGCUAACAAGCCUCGUGGGAAAAAGCCCUUUCGCCAGUGUUUUCAUUUUUUCCAUUCCACUUUGAAACUUCAUCCGUUAUCGAGGCUAGACGCGGCUACCAUCAGCGGGCGUACCGACGAGUGAAUUCGGCGUGCGAGGCGUCGUGCACCAUCACACCAUUGUGGGCCGUGGAACGAGUGGUGUGCGCCAAUCUGUGUGUGCAACUCUUUUCCGGCACCCGCGUGAGCGGAGCGGCGUGGUGGUGAAAUUGGGGGGUGCGUUUGUUGCGCGCGCGAGUGUGUGUGUGCUUGUGGACUUGUCAUGGGUCUGCCGUAGUGCGGCUGCCCCGAUAUGAUGGCCGGAGUGUUCGACUUGGAGCUACACGACGCCGAGAAUGACAAGAACGACGAAUCUAGCGACGACGCCAUCGAAGUGGACGAGCAGAGUCUCUCGGUGGAGCCGAACAUCAACUCAAUAUUAGAGUUGCAAGAUGUGGAGAAGAUUCAGCUGUCCGAGGACACGGUCAACCCAAACCAGGAGAAGACUGGCCCCAAGGACUUCGAGCUGCUCAAGGUGCUCGGCAAAGGUGGCUAUGGAAAAGUUUUCCAAGUCCGAAAGCUCACUGGGAAAGAUGGCGGUCGUAUUUUCGCCAUGAAAGUACUCAAAAAGGCCACCAUUGUCCGCAACCAGAAGGACACUGCGCACACAAAGGCUGAACGGAACAUUCUGGAAGUAGUCAAGCACCCCUUUAUAGUGGACCUCAUUUAUGCCUUCCAAACGGGUGGCAAGCUGUACCUCAUCCUGGACUACCUUAGCGGUGGAGAGUUGUUCAUGCAUCUAGAGCGAGAGGGCAUAUUUUUGGAAGACACUGCUAGCUUCUACCUGUCGGAGAUAGUGCUUGCGUUAGAGCACCUUCACCGUGAAGGCAUCAUCUACAGGGACCUCAAACCCGAAAAUGUCCUGCUCGAUGCACAUGGCCACGUGAAGCUGACAGACUUUGGACUUUGCAAGGAGUCAAUCCAGGACGGUGCUAUGACGCACACAUUUUGUGGCACAAUAGAGUACAUGGCUCCGGAAAUCCUCACCAGGAGUGGUCACGCCAAGGCUGUCGACUGGUGGAGUCUAGGCGCUCUCAUGUACGACAUGCUCACAGGAGCGCCUCCCUAUACAGCGGAGAACAGGAAAAAGACUAUAGAAAAAAUCCUGCGCUGUCGGCUCAACCUGCCUCCUUACUUGACACCUGACGCAAGGGAUCUCCUAAGAAAACUGCUAAGGCGCAAUGUGCUCCAGCGGCUGGGCAGCGGACCGGGCGAUGCAGCCGACAUCAGGGUGCACCCCUUCUUCCGGCACGUCAUCUGGGAGGACGUGCUGGCAAGGCGCGUGGAGCCCCCUAUCAAGCCACAGCUGCUGAACGAUGAAGAUGUGUCACAGUUUGACACCAAGUUCACCAAGCAGACACCCAUCGACAGUCCAGAUGAUGGCAUGCUUUCCGACAGUGUCAACCAAGUUUUCAUGGGCUUCACGUAUGUGGCCCCCUCUGUGCUAGAGGAGCUCCAUCGGCCCAUGGUGAUCAAGGCACGCUCACCACGCAAGAUCACCAACAGUCCUCGGACCCCUUUCAGCCCAGUGUCGAAGCGUCCCCAGCCGCAUUUUGGCUUCAGCCCCUCGCCAUUGGUGACGAGUAGCGGUGGAGGAAGUGGCCGGAUGAACGGUGGAGUGGUUCCUUCCUCGCCGGACGAGCAGAUGGACACGACUAGCGGACCACCCUUGGCCCCCACGGUGGUCAGUGCACCUCCUCCGCGGUCGCCGGCCAUCCCAACGCGGAGCAAGGUGCCGCCUCCACCUCGACCUAAGCCAUAAUGCAUCUGCCGUACUGCGACUGGCUUCUCCUGGCUUCCAAGUCGUCUCCUAAUAGUCUCACGUGCCAAGCCCUCUGAGGGCCUGCUGCCGCUUCGGUGGCUUGCUGCGAGAGCAGAAGAAUCUAGGAAAAAGACAGAAAUUGGAUCUUAGCGUGUCUGCAGAUCCUGAUGUGUUUGGACACGUACAGCCUCCUCCUUCCACGAUGCACCAGGCAAAGGCUGCUGUGCUCGGCAAAGGGACAUGCAGGCAGCAAAACUUCGUGGUGUUUUCGUGCCUCUUGGGUCAUGCAGUGUCGCGGCGAACACUCAGUCAAGUCUGAAUGGUAUGCGUUCAGUGUGUGCAUACAUCCCCCUCAUGCAGUUUCGGGGCCCUGCCCGACUGAUGUGUGCGGCAGCAGGUGCCAGGUUUUGGCAUUGGCCAUCCUGAAGAGUCCUUGAGAACUUUAAAAUUAUCGUGACUUGGUAUGUGCUUUCUGUUCAUUUCUGUUGUUGCCUAUCUUUCUGUGAGCUUUAUUUGUGUGUUUGUGCAUAUGUGUGUAUGUGUGCGUGAUACUGCACAACUUGUUUUUGUUUUGUGCAUAGUAAUUUGUAAAUGUAACACUAAAUAAUAGAAAAGGCAAUUACUCGCACAUUCUUAAUUGUUUGUAUUACAGAACUAGACAAUAUCACUGUGCUUAGAGCUUUAAGUGAUGUGCCUGCAGCAGCCGUUUUUUGUGUUGAAAAUCUGCUGUGGCAUAAGCCUUUGCAAAUGGGAAACAUAAGCUUGGCUUUUGUCCUGUCGUGGAGUUGUCAUCGUCAGUUUCUUGACAGUGUAGCAUUCAGCUGUGAACCGCCUUGUUGGCUGCACUGCAAACUUGUUCCACAGCAUCGUUGAACAAUGCGAGGUUCUCUCCACUAGUUGCCAGACAGGUGUGCGAGUUUGUACAGGUGCGUCAACACUGCUGCGUGUCACCUUCCGUCAGUGUAGUGUCUCCCUUUUCUCAGCCAAAACAGUGCUACAGCAUUGUUCCAGACAAACAAACAAAACGUUGACCAUGGUGCUCCCAAAUGAUGUCUCACAAUUGUGCAGCUUAUGAAACUUGCAGAAGAAUCCUCGAGACAUAAAUGCUUGAGUUUUUAUUUUUGUAUGCGCUUUCUGCAAUAAGAGAUUUCAAAAUCCUGAACCUCUUGCUUGCAUGCUGAUGGCAUGAAAGAUGCCUCUAGGGCUUUCCCUUUUUUUUUAUGGCCAUACGGUUGUUUGCCAUCAGAGGUUCUAUGUCUUCUUGAAAGUGGUGUUCUGUGGUCAUUUGCAUCUUCUCCAAUAUCUUUGAUGGCAGCCAACGACAAACAUAGCAGAUGGCCACAUGUAUUGCGUAUUGAGCUGAGAGCUAUUACUCCAACAAGGCCAGUUUGUGUGCAGGCAUCGACCUGAAACAAAAAGAAAGCAAAUCUCAUCAUCAAAUGAAGGUGCCUUAUUGUAAACUGGCAGUCUUGCUUCAGUCUAAAACAGGCAGCCAAACGAGUGCAGCUCUGUUGCUGCUUAUGCAGGCUAAUAACAAAGCAGUCUUUGCUCGACUACAGACAUGCAUCAUUUGUCUUUGUUUUGUUUUUUUACAUUGUCUGGCGUAAUACCUCCGUAUGAGUAGCAGGCAUGCGGAUUCUAUGUUCUUUAGCCUGGUUAAUCACUCUCAUAACUUCGAACCCUACUCUUGCCAGCUCUGUUCUCGGUGCCUAGCUUCCUGCCUCUUGUUUCUCGUUGAUGUCUCGGCGCUUAUGCGCAUGUGUUCUCACUGCAGGAACAUUUGUGCGGCAGCCGUGAAAGAAACUGUGAUCGCUUGUCCUGUACGUGUUAGUCAAACGCCAACUCACCUUUUAUAUUAUUUUGCUUCUUCUGGAUGUUUGUAAGAAAGACGUCACAGCUGCAGAAUUAUGGCAGUUGUGCAGCCAGUUUUACUUACGCUUUGGCUGGCACACACUAAUUGGUGUCUAUUUUUCUGUGUUCUUAGUGCUCUCAUCUAACAAGGCAUAUCCAAUGAACGGUUUUAGAUAUGUUGUUUGCCUUAAAGCUUUUGAAUGAAGACUGAAAUUUUGUGUCACCUGCAUAAUUCUUUUUGUUUGCAUGUUUCUGUUCUGAUCGUGUUUACAAACACAGCAGUGUAACCGUGUGUCUGACUUGGCGUAUUGCACUUGCAAAAAAAAAAAAGUGGGUGGCAACACACAGCAUUCUUGACUGUUUGGAAAAUGUGCACCAGACAGUGGUGCCAAAUAGAUGGUGUCGCGCCACAGUAUUUGUACCCCGUGGCAGAGAAAAAACUUUUUUGUGAUGGGUCAACUCUCUCGCCCAUGAAGAACGUGUUAGUGCCUUAUCUCGCUGUGUCUAGUGCAUAAUUCUCCGCCAAGAAAUGGAAAAGGAAUCGAGAAUCAGUGCUCACUCUUCAAGGAGGAGUCUCUUUCAGCUGUAUGUAAUCUGACUGAAGGUGCUCUGCUUGGCAUACAUAAUGUGUUGAAAGCUUCUCUUGUGGUGCUCCAAGGUUACUUGAAGGCAUCGUGAUGUUUACUUUGAUCUAAAAAAAAAAUCUUUAGUUCUUACUGAGCGACUUGGUGAGCAGCCCGUAAUAUCUGAUGAGUAUUGCAGCAUCGUUCAAUUCUCUGGUGGGGCGAGCUGAUUCAAAGGCACAGUAUUGGAUCGUGUUGUUGAGUCAUGAGAGUUGUGUUCUUCCUGGUUAUGCAAGAAUUUGGUUAGCUCUUACUAUACUUUAUUGAAAAUCACUGCUUGAGUCAAUAAGUUUUCAUUGUGGCUCAAGGAAGUAACUGGUCUCCAGUAGUUACAUCAGCAAAAGUCAGGACUGGAUGUGUUGGAGAAUGUUUAGUGCCGUGUCACUUUAGAGAAAAGCUGCCCAGAAUCUAGCAGAGGGACCAGAGGAUGUGUUUGUAGACUGUGGAACAUGUCAGGGUCAAGCAUUGCCUACUUUUUUUUUUGUUGUUGUGGAGAACAGGAUCUAAGUCCAAUCAUUUUGACGGCAACAAUGCCUGCAUUGCUAUCUCAAAAAAGGGCAUUCGGAUACAAAAGUGGCAGCCUAGAGCAUUCCCGUAGCGAUAACUCAAAUCGCCCAAAUAUGUUCUCAGUGAGUCAAGCAUUGUCACUGUUUGUGAAACUGUUUUGCAGAAUUUUAUGUUAUUGAACAUAAAAGAAAGAUUCGCUAGUGGAGAGGUCCAGACUAUAUAAAAUUAUCUUGAAUAAGUUAUGCAUCUUUUUUUCUUCUUUUUGUUCUUAAGUCAUGUUGCUUCUUUACAUUGUUAAUGUAUGUAAUUUGUUGAAGAAUUCUGGGCAACUGCCAACAAAUCUGCACAGUGUUGAGAAGCAAGGCUGCCAUCUAGUGCCAAGAAGAGACUCGCUGUUCCCGCAGUUUUACAAUGAGUGUGUCUCGGUUGGUUGUUUGUGGCACACUGCUAGUCUUGGAAGAAUCGUCAGAAUCUCUCGCAGUCUUUAGUGGUACAAGAGAGAGAGUAGUUAUGAAUGUGUCGCAAGGAGUGCUUGGAGAGUGGCUUUGCAGUCUGUGCAUCUGUGAAAAGACAUUACUGCACUCCCAUGUGGUAAGUUAGUUUUACCUGCCAUGUGGUAAGUUACUGCCAUGUGGUAAGUUAGUUAGUCCCUCUGCUGCAGAUUUUCCAGGAAAGUGGCUACUUGACACCAGUCUAAGAAAUUUCAGCAGGGCUGAUUGGGGGAAUAUUGAUGUGUGCAUAAUGGUAUGAGUGUUGUUGGACUGGUGCGAGUUAUUCAAAGAGGACAGGGUUGCUGAAGACUUGUACAGUGCAGUUGGUCACUGAAGACUUGUAUAGCGCAGUCGCCAUAUCAAUAUUUCUUUUAUCGCGUCUUGAUUGAUGUGCAAGUGUGUCAUUGUUGUAGGUAGUGGAUUCUCCUGGUUAUGAAGGAUCCUUCUUGAGAGGUGUUAGAGCAGAGCGUGUGUGCGGCAUGAAAGAGUGACCAUUUUAAGCUUUGUGAUGUGUUGGGAGUACUUAGCUUUGCCUGCACUGGCUUCCGAAACAGCAGUGCUUUAAUAACAGAAACUUCCCAGGAAAAAAUUUCCAUUCACAGGGGAACUAUUGUAUGCUUGCAGUAUAAACACUUUGCUUGUGCUGCAUUAUUGGCAAAAUUAUUUCUACUAAUAGCUGCCAACAGCUAAUGUUUUCCAAAUAGUACCAUGUUUUACUGAAUCGAAGGAUCUUGUUGGGUCAGCGCUUUACCUGCAAAGCACAUCCACUGCUGGACCAAAAAAAUAAAAAGAAAAGGCCUGGUAUGCCUUUUGUUCCUGUGAGUUUGUUGGUAUGCCUUUUGUUCUCACCUGGCUUAUCAGCUGUUGUCAUCAACUGAAGCAGUUUUGACUCCACCAAUAAUCUCUAGAGUUGCAUCUUGACAGGAAAGCAUUAACUAUUUAAAGUCACUAAAGAGAAAAUUCAGUUGGAUGUACAAGAAGGAAAGUCCAUGUGUAGAAAUUGCGCACAACUACGUGGCGGUGAGCAUGUUUCCACAUUGCUUUUAAGCCAAGGAGCCCGGGACAUACAAUAAAGCUCUGUUAUGGUAGCGAAAACAUUUCAGGCUGCCUCUUACUUGCUUGAUCUAGAUAGACAUUGGUGGUUAUCAGAAGAGAAAUGUUAUUGUUUUAUUGCCAAGUUUGUUGUUUCAGCUGUCACAUGCCAUUGUGGAGUUCCCUCUGUGAGUUAUUGACAUGACAAAUAGGGCAGAGUAUUACAGUACAGCUAUGCACUUGUCAUUGCACAUUCCAGCAGUGGAAGUGCUGUAAUGAUCCUGAGGCUGUCUGCACUCAUUUUCUUUUUUCUAGGGUUGUGGAAGAGGGGUCUCCCUGUGCUCGGCAUAGUUCUGUAGUCUAUCAGACUUUUGCAGGAGACUAUUGCAAUAAGCUUUGCAUGAAGUUGUGCACACACAUGGCCAACUUUGCUAGUGUGGUAGAGAAAAGAGGGCUCGCUAGUUGGUUUGCCUUGGCAAGGCUUGGACUUGAUUUGCCAUUUGUGGUGGCCACAAUUACUGCACAAAUUUUGUGAACAUAAAGCCUGACUUUUGGCCCUUGCUGCACAAUGUUUUCCUUUUUUUUUAUGCAAGAGCUGUGGAUAGAAAGACAGCUUUGUAUGAUAAGAAAUAUGUACAGUGAGUACGCACAUUUUUGCCCCAGUUUUUAAUAUAUUUUGAGUGUAAUUUGUUGUAGUUUAGGUAUUACUGAAUUCUUGUUUCCUUUUACAUUUAUAUAAGCUUCCGAAGUGUUUCUAUAUACAAUUGCUGUUUUGAAAAUUUUCUCUGACUUGUUUUCACUUGUGUUCUGUAUUUUUUUUUUCUUUUGUAUUGUUACAGAAAGGCCAAGAUGAGUGUUUAGGUUGCAAUGUGUUAUUGAAAUAAAACGUCUAUAAUCUUAGA
Molecule: messenger RNA, 7277 nt
Organism: Rhipicephalus microplus (southern cattle tick)
Lineage: Eukaryota; Metazoa; Arthropoda; Arachnida; Ixodida; Ixodidae
Product: ribosomal protein S6 kinase beta-1
Biological process (GO): signal transduction; protein phosphorylation
Molecular function (GO): ATP binding; protein serine/threonine kinase activity
Source: RefSeq, a predicted model, not a curated record